This is a messenger RNA of Linum trigynum, 1739 nucleotides long. Lineage: Eukaryota; Viridiplantae; Streptophyta; Magnoliopsida; Malpighiales; Linaceae. The record is from the annotation of a GenBank genome assembly.
UACACCACAACCAUUUCACUUCUUUCUCCCUCAAUUUAUCCGCUCUAGUCUUGUUAAGUAUGCUCUGUGGUUGCGGAUAAAUCCGAUCUUCCACAUCAGAAAGAAUUACUAGAGUGUGACCCUAAAGCCCCCGUCCCGCUAAGGUCCCGUCCCUUACAAACCUGAACCCGUCGAACCUCUGUCCAGCUUCUGCCAAAAAAUGGACGAAGAGGCUCUUCGUGUAGGUUUUUUUGUGUUCUUAUUUUUAAUCGUAAUAAUUUGAUUUUGUGAUUUUUUUAUCAAAACAAUCUCUGAUUUGAUUACUUUUUUAUAGAUGGGUGCCGAGAUAUACUAUCCUCGAUUGUAUAUCCAUUAUGGGCCAAGAGAUAUGAGACUCUUAACCGAUCAAGAAGCUCAUCGCUCCCGUGCUAUUUGGGAUAACAAUCCGGUAAUUAUAUGAUUUAUUUGCUUUAUUUUAUUAUUUUCUAAGGUUUUAUUUUGAUUUAUUUAAAAUAACAAAUUGAUGUUUUUCCUAUUUUUUUGAAAGAAUCACUCAUUCCCGUCGUUGACAAAGGGACCACAAACUUGCCCCUUGGCAUCCACGGUUGGCGCCCUAUAUAGAGAGGACCGGGUUGGGUAUGUUGCGCCAUUUCAUACGGAUCGAAAUCGACAAUGAUCUGCUUACGGCAAUGGCAGAGCGAUGGCGUCCACCCUCAAAGACGUGGCGAUCCUCACCGGGCUGACGAUUACUGGAGAUGCCAUCAUUGGGCCCACUACCAAACCCGAAGGAGGUUGGGGGCUGCUCAUUCUUGCUGAGUUGGGAUUUGACAUGCCGACCACCACACCAAUUCAAGGACGGGGGCAUCCACCGUUGAAUGUGGGACAAGUGUCGGUCCCGUGGCUGGUAGCUCACAUCCAGAAUGAGGUGCAAAUCAAUGACGAGACUCCGGAAGAUCAAGUGGAGCGCUAUGCACGCAUCUACCUCAUUGGUCUGGUGGGUGGAUUUCUGUUCCCCGACAAGUCAAACUGGUGGAUUCAACGCAUAUGGUUGCCAUUGCUCACUUGUGACUGGGACGCAAUCGGGGAAAAGAGCUAGGGAUCGGCCGUGUUAGCUGGCAUAUACCGGGAGCUGUGCACUUGCUCGAAGGUGGGAGCAAAACAAGCUGGUGCUGCGAUGUUCAUCCUACAGCUGUGGGUAUGGGAGCAUCUUCCAAUGUUCGCACCUCUAGACCCACGUCCAUACCGGAGAGCCGAUGAUGAGCUAAACUUUCUACAAUAUCCCCCUUGCGGUGUCAAGUAAGUUUAUUUCGUACUUAGCUUAAUUUAAAAUUAUUCCAUGAUUAGCUAGAUUUCAAUUGAAUUUAUUCCGUACUUAGCUUAAUUUAAAAUUAUUCCAUGAUUAGCUAGAUUUCAAUUGAAUUUAUUUCGUACUUAGCUUAAUUUAAAAUUAUACCAUGCUUAGCUAGAUUUAAAUUGAAUUUAAUCUGUACUUAGCCUAAUUUCAAUUUAUACCAUGCUUAGCUAGAUUUAAAUUGAAUUUAAUCCGUACUUAGCCUAAUUUCAAUUUAUUCUAUGAUUUUACUUACAAGGUGGAUAGGAGCAAAUACGAAUGACCAUCAACCUGAGCAUUCGUUACUGUUUUAUCGUUAUAAUUUAGAUAAGCCUUGGUGGAAUCAGGUAAUCAUGCUUUAUUAUAUGUUAACAAGUUUCAAGGUAAAUGGUCGCUAAUUGCAUUAUUUGAAUGAAUAUAGGUUACUUGG